Molecule: messenger RNA, 1837 nt
Organism: Passer montanus (Eurasian tree sparrow)
Lineage: Eukaryota; Metazoa; Chordata; Aves; Passeriformes; Passeridae
Exons: 2
Coding region: 29-979 (316 amino acids)
Source: RefSeq, a predicted model, not a curated record
ACUGCUGUGAGCAGUGAGUAAGGGGGUCAUGCUGCUGACAAGUGCUUUGGAUAUGCUGGAGUGGGGGAAAGUAAUCUGGGACAUCUCCUGUCACCUGUGCACAGCCCCUGGGACCACAGCAGGCUCAGGGAAGGGUGUCCUGGCUGGCAGGGUCACCUUCAGUCCUGCCUGGGACACUAUCCCAGGCUUCAGAGAGGAAUGGGACAAGCUGGCCCUUAAGGAACAUGUCAUGGGACAGCAGUUGGGCUCUCAUGCCAGGAGCACUGGCAGCAGCCACGUGUUCCUUUCUCUCCAGCAGCUCAAGGUGGGAUGUGGCCCUUGGGCAGAAGUGUCAGGUUUUGGAAAGGGAUGCUGUGUGUGCAGCAGCAUAGUGUGCACUCGAGUCCUCACUUCCCCUGCAGUGCUGGGCCAGGGAGAAUUUCUGUGGGGAGUAACAGGAGGUUCUAGACUCAGAGUGAUGCUGGCCAAGAGCUUGGUGCUGCUGCUGGCAGGGGAUGACCUCAUCUUCUCUGGGCUGAAGAGGGAUAAUGCAGGUGAAAGCAUCUGUAACUUCCCAGUUUGUUCCAACAGUUUGUCAGCAGAGGGAGGAGGUUGCUUAGCUCCCAGGGUGCCUGGGAUAUGGGUGCUAGCACAGCGCCAGGCAGGGGAGCACAGCAUCCCUGGGCUUCCCUGCCCUCCCUGUGUCACAAAACAGGCUGAGAGGAAGGUGUGUCGUUUCUGCCAUGUUCAGGAAGGUGCCAGGUGCUGUGCAGAGCCACAGGAGCCUGUCCUUGGCUGUGCUGGAGUCCAAAGCUGCUUCUCUUCCCAGGUGUGUUGCAGGUGUGGGAUUGGCCACUGGCUCAGUGUGUUCUCAUUCCCCUUUCCCAUGCAGGGAGUGCUCUCCCCUCACCUGCUGGGCAAGGCUCUGCUGCAGACAGAGCUGUGUUUCCUCCAGCUGUGUUCUGCAGCUGGGAAGGGGCUUGGGUUGAGGGUUUUGUAGGGUAGGGUCCUUGGGGCUGUGAUGUGCACUUGGCAGGUACCUAAAGCCAGCAGCCUGCAUCCUCCCUUUACCUGGCUCUGGGAAGUUGUGCCCAGCCCUGCAGCAGGAGCACAGAGACAGCAUCAAACAGCCCCGUGGGGUGUCAGGAUUAGACCUUGUCUCAUCUCCUAAGCCCCAGGUCUGGUCUCUGUGCUUUAGCAGGGGUUUGCUUUGGCCCCCAGCUCUGUGCUGGGAGUGCUGAGCCCCAGGCAGGUGCAGCUGCUCCUGGCUGCUGGGAACAGAGAGCAAACACGAGUGCCUGCUCCAUAGUGGAACUGCCCAGGCUGAGAUUCCCCUUUUGUGGGGUGAGAGGAAGCUCCUUGGCUGAAGGGAGAGGAGGAGGCAGGGUGAGAGCACAGGCAGCCCUCCCAGGGAGGGCCAGGCCUUGGCAUCUCCUCCAUCGGCUGAGAACAUUCUUAUUUUCCUGAAACCAUUUUUUCUUUUGGUUUAUUUCAAGCCCUAGUGAAAGGAGAGGGGAGCUGGCUGAGGCAGAAAUCUCUUUAUGUCCUUCAGUGUUGUUUACAGAUUUGCAUGGGGUCUUUCAACAUGAGUGCAGCGCUUUUUCCACAUAACUUUGAGGGAGAGGAGUGAGAAAGGCUGGGACAGGGAGGGGGAGUCACUGGGGGAGGAGGUUUGGUUCUUGUUUUUUUGGGGUUUUUUUUGUUGGGGUUUUCUUUUUCCUUCUUACAAAGCACACUCACUUUGAGCCGCUCCCCAUGCUGGACUCUUUCCUCCCUUGCCCCCCAGCCCUACACUGUGAAGUGACACUGCCUUGAAGACCCCUCACCGUUAUUUAUUUAAUUAAAACCUAAUUUGAAA